AUGUAUCAAUCAGUGUUUGGAUCCCUCCUGGUCCCGAUCUUAUUCCUUGGAAUAUGCCUGGCGGACGUUUUCGAUGAGUGUAAUGAUGGCAAUAGCCUGUCGUUCGUUAAUUCACCAAAGAGUUGCGCACACUACAUUUUCUGCAACGGCGAUGAGUCAUACGAUGGCGAAUGUGCGGAGGGCGAAUACUUCAGUGCCAAUAUGGAAAUGUGUGAGCCCAUGGGCGAUAUUGAUUGUCGGACGGGAUCGGCGGUGGAAACGGAAAACAACGCGAAUAGCUCAACGGAUAUUACGUCUGACGUGGAGACCAGUGCAACUCCUACAGGCGAAAUCACCACUCUGACUCCGUCAGUGACUGUUACCUUGCGCCCAUCAGUCAACCAGAAUGGGACCACCAAUUCGACUACGAUAUCUCCUGGCGCAGAGGUUAUUGUAACCAACCAAUGUCCACAGCUGGAUAAUCAAAGUCGCAUCGCAUUGCUGCCAAAUCAGAAUUCCUGCUCUGAUUAUUACAUUUGCUAUCGUGGGGAAGCACUUCCCAUGAGUUGUGCCGCCAGUUUGCACUUCAAUUCUCGCACUGGCAAAUGUGAUCAUCCGGAAAAUGUCAGAUGUCUGACCAUGACAUCAAAUCCUCGGGAGCAGUGCAAACGACACGUAAUUGAUGUCUAUCCACAUUCGGGCAAUUGCAACUACUUUUACCAAUGUCGCUCUGGUUAUUUGAUGGUGCAGCAAUGUCCUUUCUUCUACGGCUGGGAUUACGAGAAGCGAUCCUGUGUGGCACUAAGUCAGGCCAAAUGCUAUAACAAAAUACAAAUGCAAAUGAAGCUUAAAUAA
Molecule: messenger RNA, 834 nt
Organism: Drosophila rhopaloa
Lineage: Eukaryota; Metazoa; Arthropoda; Insecta; Diptera; Drosophilidae
Product: probable chitinase 10
Exons: 2
Coding region: 1-834 (277 amino acids)
Cellular component (GO): extracellular region
Molecular function (GO): chitin binding
Source: RefSeq, a predicted model, not a curated record